Messenger RNA from Fusarium sp. VM40, 777 nucleotides. NCBI's taxonomy places the organism in Eukaryota, Fungi, Ascomycota, Sordariomycetes, Hypocreales, Nectriaceae. The record is from the annotation of a GenBank genome assembly.
AUGUCAGCCCUACGGAUUCUCGUCCCAGUGAAGCGGGUUAUUGACUAUGCGGUCAAGCCCCGAGUUAAUAAGGCCCAGACAGCCGUCGAGACAGCCGGUGUCAAACACUCGAUGAACCCUUUCGACGAACUCUCGGUCGAGGAGUCAGUGCGCAUCCGCGAGAAGAAGCGUGCGCCCGGCGGCGUUGAGGACAUCUGUGUUAUCUCUGCAGGCCCGCCCAAGGCCCAGGAUGUGUUGCGAACAGCCAUGGCCAUGGGCGCGGACCGAGGCAUUCACGUCGAGCUUAAGGAUGGCGAGGAGAUUGAGCCUCUAACAGUAGCUAAGCUACUCCAGAAGGCAGUGGAACAGCAGAAGAGCAACCUGGUGGUGCUGGGCAAGCAGAGCAUUGACGACGACGCCAACCAGACGGGCCAGAUGCUCGCAGGUCUGCUCGGGUGGCCGCAGGCGACACAGGCCAGCAAGAUCGAGUUCGGCCCUGGCGACGAGGUUACCGUAACGAAGGAGGUUGAUGGUGGUGUCGAGACGGUGCGCGCCAAGCUGCCUAUGGUCAUCACAACUGACCUACGGCUCAACGAGCCCCGAUACGCAAGCUUGCCCAAUAUUAUGAAGGCCAAGAAGAAGAAGUUGGAAAAGACCAAGUUGGCAGAUUUUGGACUGGACGGCGUGAAGCGUCUCAAGACCCUCAAGGUUAUUGAACCUCCCACUCGACAGGGUGGUGGCAAGGUGGAGGAUGUUGGUGGCCUUGUUAGCAAGCUCAAGGAGCUUGGUGCUCUGUAA